Molecule: messenger RNA, 7542 nt
Organism: Neolamprologus brichardi
Lineage: Eukaryota; Metazoa; Chordata; Actinopteri; Cichliformes; Cichlidae
Gene: frmpd1b
Product: FERM and PDZ domain containing 1b
Cellular component (GO): cytoskeleton
Molecular function (GO): protein binding
Source: RefSeq, a predicted model, not a curated record
CUCAGGGCCGAGGAUUAGGCAGGGAGCAGUCCCAGUACGAUGACAGCAUCCAGCUUUUAGCCAAACCCCCCGCACACCACAUCACCAUCACCAUCAUCAUCUGGCGCGGGAGGAUAUUUUCGAGAAACGGAUUUCGUCUCGUAUAAAAUCUCUCGUCUUUUAGUAGAAAAGAGGGGGGAAGCCUAACCACCAAUCCCCCCCUCCUUAGACUCCCGGUCCGACUGUCUCCCGAUCAACCACGAGGUGGUGUAGCUCCAGAUUGGCAUCGGCCCUGAUGAUCGCAACAACCCCUCUCCACCUCUUUUCAACCUACCCAGAGCUGAUGUCUCAGAGGGCGAGGGGGUAUGUUUGUUCCGGAGUCUUGAAGAGACAAGCUACAUCACGAUAAAUGGAGGAGCAGGAGCGAUGCAGGAGCAGGUCUCCGGCUCGGAGGGCCAGUCGGGUGCAGCAGGUGGUGGGGACUAUAAUACGACGCACUCGAGAGUCACUUAGCAGAGAGCGGUUGCUAGGCGAUGGGAGGUCGCAGCGCUCCAACAGUCUGUCCAAUCAGAACUUCCAGGCCAAGCUGACAUUGCAGAUUACCAGGGACCCGGUCCUGGACAGCAGCACUGGACAUGGCUUCACCCUCACCACAAACGCACCCCUGCUGGUCAGGGACAUCGCCACAGGAAGUCCUGCAGAUGGGAUACUAUUCCCAGGGGACCAGGUGCUGCAGAUUAAUGAUACAGCGAUGGAGGAUUUGAGUGAAGAGCAGGUGGAAAAUGUCUUAAGGAACUUGGAGGAUUGUAUCAAUGUGACUAUCCUGCGGCACAUGACAAAUCCCAAGUCAUCCAUUAUGUCAGCAGAGAAGAGAGCUCGUCUGAGGAGUAAUCCAGUUAAAGUGCGCUUUGCAGAGGAGGUGGUGGUCAAUGGGCACACUCAGGGAAACUCUCUUCUCUUUCUGCCCAAUGUUCUGAAAGUCUAUUUAGAGAAUGGACAGACAAAGGCUUUCAAGUUCGACAACAACACCACCGUCAAGGACAUUGUUCUGACUCUGAAGGAUAAGCUGUCCAUCCGGGCCAUCGAGUACUUCGCCCUGGUGCUAGAGCAACAGUACAGCAUCACCAAACUGCUGCUACUGCAUGAAGAUGAGCUCAUUCAGAGGGUGGUGCAAAAGAAAGACUCCCACGAUUACAGGUGUCUGUUCAGGGUUUGUUUCAUCCCCAGAGACCCAGGAGACCUACUGCAGGAUGACUCCUCUGCCUUUGAGUACUUCUUUUUACAGAGUGUUGGCGAUGUGCUACGGGAGCGUUUCGCGGUGGAGAUGAAGUGCAACACUGCACUCCGCCUGGCAGCCCUGCACAUGCAUGAGAGACUAGAUAGUUGUGGACAGACCAGAGCCUCAAUCAAGAGUAUUACGAAGGAGUUCGGCUUGGACAGCUUCAUCUCUCCUACACUGCUAGGCAACAUGAGAGAGAAGGACCUGAGGAAAGCCAUUAGCUACCACCUCAAAAAGAUCCAGUCCCUGCUAGAGCCACGCCAGAAGGUAAUAUCUGCCAAUCAGGCUCGUUUGGCCUACCUCACUCAGCUGGGAGAGCUCAUUUCUUAUGGGGGACGGUCGUACACAGCCACAAUGAUGCUUCAGGACAGGGAAGUGCUGGUCACGCUGCUGGUGGGAGCCAAGUAUGGGAUGAGUCAGGUCAUCAACCACAAGCUCAACGUGAUCUCUACGCUGGUCGAGUUCAGCAGCAUUAGCCGAGUGGAGCUGCUCUCGGAGUCGGACAAAGUCAGCCUGCUGCGCAUCUCGCUGCAUGACAUGAAGCCAUUUGCCUUACUGAUGGACUCUCUGGCAGCCAAAGACUUAGGGUGUCUGCUGGGAGGCUACUGCAAACUCCUGGUGGAUCCCAAUGUCAACGUCUUCCGUCUGGGGCGCCCAAAAGUGAGGGUGCACCGGAUUCCUGCUGAAGAAGGUGUGUGUGGGAGGUUCGCCGUAAUAGAGGGCGUGUGCUAUGAAUCCCUAUCAAGUUAUGUGUCUCGCUGCUGCAGUGACUCAGACGACUCAACAGACGAGGAUGACCCGAUGGAUUCUCAGAAUUACAAACGCCCAGACCCAGCAAGUCAGGACUGGGAAGAGAGGAGAAGAGAGGAGGAAGAGAAGAGGAGAGAGGAAGAAAGAAAAGAGAGAGAGGAGCACAAAGGCAAACAGGAAGUGAAGAUAAUAGUGACAACAGAAGGUAAAGGAAAUGAGAGUCCAGAUGAAGGAGGAGCAACAGGAAGUGGUCUGCAUAAAUUCAGUGUUAUGGAUGAAGAAAUGAACCUGGACUCUUCCUGGUACCACACUGACCUGCGAGUCACCAGCAGCUUCUCCAGCUUGUCCAGCAGUUCCUUGAGCACUGCACUUGAGGAGAGCAGUGCUGCCAGCAAAUCCAAAUCUCGCCUUCACGGGCCGCACGUAGGCGAGGAUGUUCCGAGUUUUGAUGUUCACCACCCCUACCUCCUGGAGCCAAAACGCCAUCAAGGGCCACGUAGACCCACUAACCUCAAUUACCGUGGGAAUGACAACUCUUGCCUCUGCUUUGCUGACCUCUCCAAGUCUGAUUUCCUACCAAGCCCUCCUGGGGCUACCAGUGAUGACGAUGAUGAUGAUGAAGAGGAGGAAGAUCGGGGAGCUGAGACACUUAGACGUAUUUCUAAGAUUCCUAGUUCAAGAGAUUUGAGAAUGAUUGACAGCAUACCCUUUCAAAGAUCACCUAUUAAAAGAAAGAAAAAGACUCCUCCCAAAGUCCCAGUAAGAACAAGUUCAAUUCCUGGGAGCAAAGCAGGAAAGGCUGAGAACCGCCUAUCAAAGGAUGAAGACAGCAUGUUUCUGACACCUUCACCCAACCCCAAGCCGAAUCUUUUGGUCAAAGACAAUGUCUCAGACUCUGAGGAUGAGUUUUUCGAUGCACAAGAGAGAUUUACUCCUCCAGUUCCUGAUCUCUCAGAUGCAGAGCUGGCUGACCGACGCAAUGCUAAUCGUUUGAGUGGAACCUGGAACAGUUUUCCAGCUGUCGCGCGGAAAGAGCCAUCAUCUCCACUUGCCAAUAAAAGCCAAUCCUAUAAAGCCAAGAAAGAAGCGGAUACACUUAAAGCCCCUUCAAAUCAACUCAACAACCAGCAAGGCAGUCCUUCAAAGCCAUCACAGAAACCUGAUGUUAAGGUCAAACCACCAUUGGCACCGAAACCACAGCUGCCUCCCAAACCUCAGAUCAUUCCUCCCAAGUCUCCCCAGCAUGGGAGAUCAUAUGCCCAAUGCAAUGGAGAUGCCUCUGGACGUUUGUCGUCGGAACUCCUUGAAAUGGAGCCAGACACCAUGGAGUUCAAGUCGGUCACAUCAGGUGGAUUGCCUAUGUCGUCAUCCUUGAUCACAGCAGUGCGAUAUAGCAAGCAAUCGUUAUCACAAGAUGAAGAAAAGACAAAAAGACAGGAAAGCAGCACGAAACAAAGUAAAGAUCUAGGAAAUGGAGCGCGUGCUGUUUCCAAAAAAGAAAAAUACAUUCCUGAUGAAUCGCAAAAUCCUGAAGCUGAGGGGAAAACCAGUGGAACUGACCUGCUAACAAAGAGGCCAGCAAGCCUAACCCCAAUCACUCGCUCUAAUUCAGGAACUAAGCUAACAAUACCCCCUCCAGUGCCUCCCAAACCCACUUCACCAAGCAAUCUUCACCCCUUAUCGCUACCUGCCAGCUCUCCCGUCUCUCCUACUGAUCCAAGCAAAGGGAUCUGUAAGGAUGGCGUCAGUACUCCAAAUGGAAUUCACCCUUGGAGCAGUCGUAAUGGGAGCAUCCAGUCAGGACCUAGAAGGGUCUCACUGAGCCACGAGAGCCUUUCACCCAAAAAUACAGAUGCGCCUCUUACGCUUACCACCUCGCUGACCUCAACCAAUUCUAAAGGGGGCCUAGAAAGCAGAGAAUCUGGAAGAUCUGGUUCAGGAUCUGACCUGAGAACCAGCUCCUCCAGUCUAGGAGGCAGACUACCUGCCUCAGCCCUGAGAGGGAAGAUUCAGGCCCUUCCUUGGUACAUGACCCGUUCCCAGGAGAUAUUAGGAACUCUGGACUAUCCGUCCACUAGUUCCAUCAAUGGCGACACAUCUGGAUUUGGCUCUGGUUUGUCUGUAGCCAGUGGCUUAUCAGACCUAAACAAAACUCCUGUCAAGGACAAAGAGAGUGUGCCCUCAAAAUCAGGAAUCAAAGGGACCAUUUUAGAUGAUGGAGCUGAAGUUGUCAUAGCAACAAUCAAAGAGGCCCAAGAAUUGUCGGCACACAUGAAAAAGGCCAGUGGAACAAACGGCUCCCACCCUAAUCUAAGUUUUAGAGAAAAUAUUGCACGUAGCAGCAGCGUUUCAUCAGAGCAGCCUCAAUCGCGGUCUCACUCAGCAGUCGGGUUGGGAGGUGUGUCCAGCAUGGAGAUUGGAGGUGACUCACCGACCUCCUCACUGGCAGACAGCACUCCUCCACAGCAACACCGGGAGGCUUGUGGCUGCCGCACUGUUUACGCCAACUGUUUCAGCGGAGACACAGAGGAUGGCGUUAGCUUUGAUGAUGAGCUCACAGUUUAUGAGUUCUCCCGUCGCAUACGCCCCAAACCUGUCCAGCCGGCACCUGCCCCGUCUCCUACAACAACACCCUCUCUCAAACCCAAUAUUCUUUCACUGCUGAGGGACAACCCUCGCCCGCUGUCUACUUUCUCUACAACUUCUUCUGAACUCAGUCCUCUUGUUUCAUGUCCAGUUUCACCCACAACCUCAUUUGGCGGCUCGCUUCGUUCCCUAACUAACAAGAAUUAUGGUGGGCUGAAAGGCGGCUUUGUCUCUCUUCGUCACGAUAUAGAUCAGCUUCUUUUGGUCUUAGAACGAGGUGCACCUGAGCAAACAGAGCAAACAUCAUGCCAAGAUGCAAAGCAAGAUAGCACAAAGUUAAAAGUAGGGCCUGAUCUAAAUCAUAAUGGAACCGAAGACAGCCCUGCCCCAGAAGCAAGCCUAAAGUGUAAUAGGAUGACACCUGCUACCAUGACAGAGGCCGAGAGGAGUCUUCUUCAGGCUGAGGCUCGACGGUUAGCAUCUGGAUGUCAACGAGCCACGCGGGUAGGCUGGGCGCCCGAUGAAGCCCUGCGUUCUUUAUCCAAUAGUUUUAGUGCCCUGGUACAGCUGUCGGCAGCCUGUCUGCAAACAAACCCUUGCACUGGUUGUGACAUGUGCCAUAACACAAAUCUGGUUCAAAAAGUUGAGGACAAUGAUGGCCAAGAGGCCAUGGACAAGCUGAAAGAGAUAGUGGGGCUGUAUCGGGAGUUUGUUGGGGCUGUUGAGACAGCUGGAACUGGCGCUGGGGCAGGGGGUAGGAGCGGGGGCGUCAAUGGGACCGUACAGGGUCAGGGAGAGGGCGACGGGGUAAGGCUGCUAGCCAAACGAUGCACUGUGCUCAUCUCGUCUGUAUUCGCACUCACUCAGCUCUUCCGGACACCCACGGUAGAGCCCUCGGACACACCCGGACAUGUACCUCUAAACUUUUGAUCUGUGAACUUUUACCCACUAAUAACGCACUGACUCUAGAGGUGAAGACAAGAAGAAGCAGCACAGAGCUAUCUGGUGUGUAACGCUUGUGUUCUUGUACAGUAAGUGCCAUGCACACCACAGCACAGCACACACAUCACACACACACCCACAUUGAAACGCAAACACCAAACACACCCCUAAAACGAAGCGAUGUCACUUCGUUGCUAAACCUCUCCUUGGACGCAUACGGACUAUGCAUUUGUACAUAUGAAUUUUAUAAUUAUCUUAUAAUUCUCUUAUUUUAUGAUACAAUAUGUGUAUGUAUGUAAUGAUGAAUUACCCAUGUAUGUAUUUAUGUAUUUAUUUUUACAAUAUUUGCACCAUGAUCUGUGACUGGCAGGUCUCUGGUGAGGAAAAAAAGAACUAUGGAUGUCACUGGAACUUUUUUUUUUCCCCUCCCCUUUGAGACAGUAUUACGUUAUCUUUUUGCUGCUUUAAAUAUUGCUCCACUCCACAAGGUGUAAUCUGUAAAUUGUCAUUUUCUACGUUUAUGAUUACGGUACGUUUACUGACAAACUAUAGGAACUAUUCUGUAUCUCACUUGCGAAAUAUAAUAAUAAACUGAUUUGUUUUAUAUGUGCAGGUUUUGCACCUUUGUAAGGAUUUAGUUUUUCAACAUUACAGUCACGACUAUACCAUUACACAGCAGGGAGAGCACUUUUGACUGUUACAGAUUGCACCUUUUUUUGAGACAUGUACCCUUGUGUAAACUGUUUUUCUGCCCCUUCCCGGUCCAUACCUGACUUUGUGUGAAUGCUUCCUGGAUAUAACCCCAUUACCCAAUCGUAUGCAGUAUUAUAAUAUUACUCUAGUUUUCAUCCAAAGGACACUACAUACAGUAUAUAUUUUCUGGGAAUGUGUGGGUGAGGUCCACCCAAACAGGGGACCUUAUUUAUGUAGUUUUUUUUUUUUUUUUUUUUGACGAGGCACAAGAGUGACUGUUAAACUCUAUCCAGAUGUAGCAAAGAUCCAAAGUCUUAAAACACUGAGCCACAACUGUUCCCUGCCAUUGUUUCGUCUUUGGGUGCACCACUUUAUUAACUGAGUACUGACUGAUGGAUGGGCUGAUAGUCAAUGCUGGGGUCAGAACUGUAGAUAUACAUUUAUAUCUCUGUGUCCUAUUCUGUCCCUACUUUAGUUUAUGGCUAUGCAAACAUAAACCCCUCAACCCCCCCACAAACUCUGUUGUUUUUUUGCGCUAACAUUAAAAACAAACAGCAGCUGCAUUAUGUUUGCUUGAAUAUAAUGGAUGCUUUCUUUGUUUGGAAUGUUGGUUUUUGUCUUGUUUCUGGAAUGCAACAUUUUGCAAGGUUGCAUGGCAUUAGCAUUUUGUCAAUAUAAAGACUUCUGUCUAUACUGAUGUCUGUGAACUUUCAGUAAAAGGACUACGUUGCUCAAUCGGUUUGCUGAUGUACAGUGUUCACUUAUCAGCUCCUCCAUAUCACAUGACGCCAUCCGAUUUGAAGGAUUUACUCGAGCCACCUACAAACAACAGGAAGCUAAUUAAGCCAAAUCAGUCAGCGGUUGCUUAUUCAAAUAUGAUAAGGGGAUUAGCUGAAAUAAAGACUGCUUAAGUGCUGAGAGACAGCUGGUGAGGGGAAAGGUAGUGUAUUUAAUCUUCCAGACUGAUGACUGAGGGAAAUUUUGUUAAGGUAGUUGUGCAGCGUCCAUCACCGUGCUAACGUCAAGACGUUGUGUCUCAGGAGGGUCUCCUGUUGUUCAUUAGGCUGGCUCCAUCAGUAAAGAGUGCCUGUGUCACUAACUCUUUCCUGUACGGGAACAUUGUAUGAACAGCAUUUCAUAGUCAGAGAGUCCACUGUGUUUCUACAGAAGCAGCCACUUUUCCAUCCCCACAUAAAACAUGAAGUUAAUGUACCAAGAAAUGUAUUGUUUGGGAAUAAAUGAAACACUGACCUUAGUAAUGCUGUCUUGAAUAUUUGGGAACUGUUUGUACUUUCAUUUACCAACAAGCAUUU